This is a messenger RNA of Notolabrus celidotus (New Zealand spotty), 1489 nucleotides long. RefSeq names its product sialic acid-binding Ig-like lectin 14. Lineage: Eukaryota; Metazoa; Chordata; Actinopteri; Labriformes; Labridae. The coding region runs from base 1 to 1158 and encodes 385 amino acids. The transcript has 6 exons. The record is from RefSeq and is a predicted model, not a curated record.
AUGAGUGUCAUGUCAUUCCUGUCAGUGAGCAUGUCAGCCAACAUGUUUCUGAUUGUCCUCUUUGUGCCAGGGGCUCUGACUAAAUGUCCUGAAGAUUCAAAUGUCUUCAUCUCUUCACCUAAAGAGAUGGAAGCUCUGAGUAGAUCUUGUUUGCUGAUCCUGUGUAACUUCAGCCCUAGAUAUGAAAAUGACUUUGACAGCACAAGAGAAAUAUUUGGACUGUGGAAAAAAGAAAAAGAAAUUACAGACAGUCCACACAAUGUGGUUUUUAACAGUAGUGGGACAGUUCUCAAAUAUCCAAUCAGCAUAACUGGAGACCUGAAGGAGAAAAACUGCACGACUCUGUUCUCCAACGUAGAUGCAACAUUUAAAGGCAUUUACUACUUCAGGAUUAUGAACGAGCCAUUCAGAGCAACAGCUGUCUGUGAUCCUCUGAACAUAACAGUGAGAGAUUCUCCUCGGAGCCCCAGAAUAGAGAUCUCAGGAGACCUGAAGGAGGAGGAGUCUGUCACUAUAACCUGCUCAGCUCUCACUCCCUGUCCACACUCUCCUCCUACACUCACCUGGAGUCUCCAAAGAAACUCUCUCAACAACACAGAGGAAAACACAGAUGGAACCUUUACAACUAAAAUCCAGGAGAGCAUCACUCUGUCAGACCACCAUGACAGAUACAACAUCACCUGUUCUGCCACAUAUCGUGUGAAUGAAGGCGGAGCUGUGAGGACAGCAGAGGAGACAAAGACUCUCAGUGUUUCAUAUGCUCCUAAACACACCUCAGUGUCCAUCAGUCCAUCAGGUUUGGUGUCAGCAGGUACCCUGGUUAACCUGACUUGCUCCAGCAGAGCCAAUCCUCCUGUCAGCAGGUUCAUCUGGUUCAGGAUCCGCAACAACAGACUUGUGAUCGUAUCUGAAGGAGAGUUUUACAGCUUUAAUGUGACUGAAGGAGAAGUUUAUUACUACAUGGCCACCCAUGCUCUUGGUAUUCAGAUGUCUUCAAGGAUUCAUUUGAGUAUUUCAGAUCCUUCACAGUUCAGGGUUGUUGUCUACAUCACAGUCAAGGUCCUGGGAAUAGUUCUUCUCUACAGUACAAUCGUCAUCUUUGAUUGGAAGGUGUACGCUGACACUGUCAACAGAGCGCAUGAGAUUCAAGCUUCAUGAAGGAGAAGAGGAUGAUGUUGACCUCAGUAUCAUUUUGACCUAAUAUAGAAUAUAGCUGUAUUUCUUUGUCCUGUUAUUCUUACAUAUUUAAUGUUGUUAGCUUGCAGCAGAUUGAUCAGAUAUAAUCAGUAGGAAAUAAGACACAUGUUUUUGUUGCAUGGCACAUAAUUGAAUGAUAAUAUUCUGCAGCUUCACCUUUACAUGGUGCAGAAGUGUGCUGGUUUAUGGAUGUGUUUGUGUUAUCAUGUGUGUUUCUCUAAGUGAUGUUUUCUUUGUGAAUGAAACUGUUUCUUUUCAAUGAGAAUGAAAGAUGAAUGAAGUGAGACAAGAG